Molecule: messenger RNA, 225 nt
Organism: Drosophila ananassae
Lineage: Eukaryota; Metazoa; Arthropoda; Insecta; Diptera; Drosophilidae
Exons: 2
Coding region: 1-225 (74 amino acids)
Source: RefSeq, a predicted model, not a curated record
AUGGGCAUGGCCACAACCAUGGCAACCGAUGGCAUUCGGGGCAGGAUUGGGGGCCUCGCGCCUGUCACGUGCCUAAGCAAUUGCGAUUCCAACGCAAUGCAGGUGCCACCGACAGGUCCUGCGGGGAUCAGGAUUCGAGGCCAUAGAGUAACUAACGUGGAUUGCAGUGCAUCCAGAGCCCUGUGUGACAAAUAUUUAUUAACUGCCACAGCUAGAGAAGCCUGA